UUAGUUAUAUGAACAUCAAAGGUACGAGAGAAUGUAUGCAUAGAUAUCACAAAAAUAUUUAUUGCUCAAUAUUUUCAAAAUGAUCAAACUUUAAGUUAUUUUGAAUAAUCCCCUAGCUCCCAACCAUAACAUAAUCAUCCUAAUCCUAAUAAUAAUUAUAACAAAUAGUGUUAUUGGUGGAGCUAUUAUUACUAAAGAAAAAUGUAUAAUUGUUUCUAAACGCACUAUAUAGGCUGAGCAGCAGGGGAUUAAAAACAAAAAGAAAAUGGAAAUAAAAAUAAAGUACUAUAGAAUUUUAGAAUUACACAACCACUUGGUUGACUUAAUUAUUUUUAUUUUUUGCAAAAAAGUUGACUUAAUUACUCUUAAACACUAACGCCGCAAGAACGGGCGAUCUGAUAUUUGACAGCGUUACCCACGCCGUCUCUGGGCGUCACCCCAAACGGAAUGUAAGCCUCGCAAGUGACGCGGAGAUGGUAAUGUCCGGUGACGACGGUCCCCACCCUCCACUUAACUCGCCCUAUAAUCCUGACGGUGAGCAGGACGGCGCCGUCAGCCCUGUCCAGGGUCAGAGAGUGGCCGUUGAAGGGCGCAAUGGGGACGUUGCUGCCGUAAACAAACGGAGACCAAACGUUGACGCCCUUGUGGCCCUGGUAGACCGGCGGGAUGUCGGCGUAGAAAGUGAUCUGCUGGUCGUGGUACGUGGCGUAGGCCCUGAGCCUGUCGUAGUAAACGCCGACGUGGCUGUUGGGGUUCCGGGCGAUGACGGUGACCUGGAUGGUGGUGGACAAGAUGUUGGGGGCGGAGAGGUUGAAGUUGAAGAUGGUGGCUUCUUGGAGCACGAAAGUGGGUUUCGCGGGCUGGAGAAUGGCCCAAACGAGGAGGAUGGUGAGGAGGACGACGAAGAGGAAAAUCAGACCGCCCGAAAAGGCUCGGCGGAUUAGCUUUCUUCUCCGCUCCUUGUGGUGGGUGCACUCCUUCAUAGACAUGGUUUCUUUCCCGGCGGCCGUGGGUGGAGGGUCAGCAAUGAAAUUGCAGUCAGCGGGCCGGCCGGCCGGUUUAUUGAAUAAUUAAUUAAUGGCCGGUGUAGUGCUGAUUGAAUGGGAAAUAGAGUUGAUGAGAAUCCACUAAGGUUACGUCUAUAUAAGCAUAAAAUUAA
Molecule: messenger RNA, 1159 nt
Organism: Cuscuta epithymum
Lineage: Eukaryota; Viridiplantae; Streptophyta; Magnoliopsida; Solanales; Convolvulaceae
Source: the annotation of a GenBank genome assembly